GUAACAGUAUAGCUUCCGUCCCGCUCCUCCCCCCUACCUGGGCUCAAACCAGGGACCCUCUGCACACAUCAACAGCCACUCUCGAAGCAUCGUUAUCCAUCAAAAGCCACGGUCCUUACAUAGCAAGGGGAACAACUACUUCAAGGUCUCAGAGCAAGUGACGUCACCGACUGAAACGCUAUUAGCGCGCACCACCGCUAACUAGCUAGCCAUUUCACAUCGGGAAGAAGAUUAAAAGCCAUGUCCCCGGUGCUUAUGCUAGAUUGAGGGGAGUCAUCACUGGGGUCCCAAUAUCAAUGUCCACAGAUUGUAUUAAAGAAAAUGUGAUGGGAGGGAGAGUGAUUGAGGCCAAAAGGUUGAUCAGUAGUAAAGAGGGUUAAAGAAGUGAAAGCUUAUCAGUGAUGCAGAAGUUUGAGAAAGUCUUGCCAGGAAAAGUUUGGGAUUUAUUUGGUUUUGAAUUUUAUUUUCAUGGUAGUACAGAAUUGGGCUUAUCAUGAUUGAUCGUACAUUCCAGCCCAGUAGGUGGCGGCAUGCACUUUAAACGUUUGUUUGCAGACCGCCAUGAUAUCAUAGAAGAAGACGUAAACGUAGAUGUUAAGUGAACACGUGUGGGGAAAAGGGAUCCACGCUUGCCGAGAGCUCACACGUAAGUAGAAACGUUCUGCCUCAACUGUAAAACUUCAACAUGGCUGUCAGGGCAUCUUUCGAGAAGAACAACGAAAUAGGCUGCUUCGCCAAAUUAACUAACACAUACUGCCUAGUUGCAAUUGGCGGGUCAGAGAAUUUCUACAGUGUCUUCGAAGGCGAGUUGUCCGAAACCAUCCCAGUUGUACAUGCCUCAAUAGCAGGAUGUCGGAUAAUUGGAAGAAUGUGUGUGGGGAAUCGUCAUGGGCUCCUGGUGCCCAACAACACCACGGACCAAGAGCUGCAGCACAUUAGGAAUUGUCUCCCAGACACAGUGAAGAUCCAGAGGGUAGAGGAGAGGCUCUCAGCACUGGGGAAUGUCAUUGCCUGUAAUGACUAUGUGGCCCUGGUGCAUCCUGACUUGGACAGGGAGACAGAGGAGAUCCUGGCAGACAGUCUGAAGGUGGAGGUGUUUCGUCAGACAGUAGCAGAGCAAGUUCUAGUGGGGAGCUACUGUGCCUUCAGCAAUCAGGGGGGACUGGUACACCCAAAGACCUCCAUAGAAGACCAGGAUGAGCUCUCCUCCCUACUCCAAGUGCCUCUGGUGGCAGGAACGGUGAACCGUGGUAGCGAGGUCAUCGCUGCGGGCAUGGUGGUAAACGACUGGUGUGCCUUCACUGGGCUGGACACCACCAGCACAGAGCUGUCUGUCAUCGAGAGUGUGUUCAGACUGAGCGAGUCUCAGCCUAGCGCCAUCGCUACCACAAUGAGAGACUCUCUAAUUGACAGCCUCACAUAAGAUGCCAUUCUACCAUGAAAGGUGUGAGGCACCUCUGUGGGAAAACUGCUGCAGAAUGCAAGAAGCUGGACAUUUCUCCCAUAACACUGUCAUUUGAUAUGGUUAAAACCUUCAAUGUUUAUUGGAAUUUUGUAUGGUGUAUCAAUGCUAGACUUCAUAAUUCCUUAAAUCUACUUAUGUUCUGGCAAUAUUAAAUCAAGAUUUUACUGUAAACAGUGACAAUGUUAGUUAAUGUUCCAUAUGUGAAGUGGGAUAUGUACAUUACAAGUGUUUCUGCCAAUUGCAUUACAGUAAAGCCAUGCAUGGCAAACAGUUGAUGUGGGGAUUUUUGGAAUGUACAAUAAAUGGAUUACCCUUUAA
This is a messenger RNA of Salvelinus namaycush (lake trout), 1783 nucleotides long. Its product is annotated as eukaryotic translation initiation factor 6. The transcript has 7 exons. Gene Ontology annotation, cellular component: preribosome, large subunit precursor; cytosol; nucleolus. Bases 686 to 1423 code for a protein of 245 amino acids. The record is from RefSeq and is a predicted model, not a curated record. Gene Ontology annotation, biological process: maturation of 5.8S rRNA; ribosomal subunit export from nucleus; assembly of large subunit precursor of preribosome. Gene Ontology annotation, molecular function: ribosomal large subunit binding. NCBI's taxonomy places the organism in Eukaryota, Metazoa, Chordata, Actinopteri, Salmoniformes, Salmonidae.